AUGGCCACCGCAGCAGCAGCCAAGCGCCUCUCCGGCAAGACCAUCCUCAUCACCGGCGCCUCCUCCGGCAUCGGCCGCUCGACCGCCCUCGAGUUCGCCCGCACCAGCCCCCAGAGCCUGCGUCUCAUCCUCACCGCCCGCCGCGAGGACGCGCUCAGGGAGCUCCGGGACCAGAUCCGGAGUGAGGUAGGCGAAGGCGUAGAGGUCUUGCCGGUCAAGCUCGAUGUGUCUGAUGCCGAUGCCGUGAGGGGGUUCGUGGGGGAGCUACCUGAGGAGUGGAGGGAUAUCAAUGUUCUUGUGAACAAUGCUGGUCUCGUCAGGGGUGUCGACCGAGCUCCCGACAUCAAGGAAGACGACAUCAACGUCAUGUUCGCGACCAACGUCACCGGCCUCAUCAACAUGACUCAGGCCAUUCUGCCCAUCUUCCUCAAGCGCCCUAACGGCGGCCAGGGCGACAUCAUCAACAUCUCCUCUAUUGCCGGACGUGAGUCCUACCCCGGCGGCUCCAUCUACUGCGCGUCCAAGGCCGCUGUCAAGAGCUUCACCGAUAGCUUGCGGAAAGAGCUCAUUGCGUCGCGCGUCCGUGUCAUCUCCGUCGAUCCUGGACAAGUCGAGACUGAAUUCUCCGUGGUUCGAUUCUAUGGUGACAAGUCCAAGGCCGAUGCCGUGUAUGCCGGAUGCACUCCUCUCACCCCCAAUGACAUCGCCGAGGUCAUCGUGUUCACAGCUACUCGCCCAGAGAAUGUUGUUGUCGCCGACUCCCUCAUCUUCCCCAACCACCAGGCAUCUGCUACAAUCAUGCACCGUAAGGCAGCAUAA
Molecule: messenger RNA, 819 nt
Organism: Clonostachys rhizophaga
Lineage: Eukaryota; Fungi; Ascomycota; Sordariomycetes; Hypocreales; Bionectriaceae
Source: the annotation of a GenBank genome assembly